CUCGUGCGACCGCCGUUGAUACCGGACGUGUACUCGGCGCCUACGCGACUUCCGGUACGUCAGGAGAGCUGCACGCGCGUGGAGAAUUAAGAAUCAUUCACACGAGGCCGAGUGGCUCGUGCUGCAUCAAUAUCAAACUACGACAGCGAGUUACGAAAACAGCGAACCUCAUGCCAGACAGCUGCUGAUUACUUAUGAGAAUCGCUUUGGCCUGUUCGAUGUGCAUCGCCGAAAUUACAUCGGAUUCGAUCGCUAAUCGUGACGUCCAACGCGGCCUGCAGCUGCAUACCAGGCGUCAUGUUUGCGUGGAAUGUUAAUGUCGUGUAGUACAUACACAUACUACCGCAGACUGCCGUCAUUUCCUGAAUAUCUUUUCCAACAAGCGUCAUUGAAAAUAAAUGCAACGCUCUUCAUGAUUCUUUGAUGAUCUGAAUCGCUUUGCAGGAUCUUCUGCAGCAGAGCGUGUUCUAAUGAAACAUUUCAUGCACCAGGAGUACAAGCACCAGAGAUCAUCGACGUACUCUAUCAGAUUCUUCCACCUGGUCAAUUUUAAAAUGAAGAGAUUUUGAUCGACCGCCCCUGCUGCGUCGGCGGAGCCUGGAGCUCGCAAUCAUCCGCAAUGCGAUGCAACGACAGCACCACGCGUCCGAUCCACGCUGAAGGGUAACGCCAGCACGAGAAGAUGGUGAAUCAAGAAUCUCGCAGUUUUGCAACAUGCAUCGCGACACGCGACGCUGAUCUUGUGUGAACGACACUUGGUGAAUGAGAACGAGACCGCGCGAUGCUGCCGAGUGCGCCGAUCGAGAGGGAUGUGUCUCGUUCGCGUUUAGACAUCUCGUCAUCAUCGGAUGACGCUGAAACGCGCAACACGCGAUUCGCAGAUCGGCCUGGCUCGAUCUCGCAAGAACUCUCUGAAAAUCCACGCUGAGAUUCGUAACUUCUCGAUCAUCGUCGUCGUCAUCGUCAUCAGUAACCAGCGUGGUUUGCUGUCAUCACGUUUCCCGUCUAUCUACCGAGCCGCGAUCUAUCUUGCACGUAGCAGCGAUCGAUCCGCAAGCACGUCGAUCGCGGAACAUGUUCGCGGGUGCAAACGAGUCGAAACGAUGGACGAGGGAUAAUAGGAUUCUUCUGAGAGCUGCGAAAGAUCUUGAAGAACGUCGCAGUCAUUACGAACCAUCGCUGCACACAGGAGUCCCCGAUGACACCGAUAAUAGCUUCAAAAUCGAGGAAAAUGACUUCGUGCCCCACUUCCAACGUGUCUCCAUCUCUGGAGAGGAUACUUCCGGGGUACCCCUGGAAGAUCUUCAAAGGGCCUCCAAGAUGCUGGUGCAAGCAUUGGCAAUACGUCAAAAAUACAUGAGCAACUCCAAGCAGAGCUUUCCCUCCAUUACGUCUAGAUUCCUACGCAGCAUUGACAAGAGACCACUCACCAUCGAUGAUGAGGUCCAUCACGACGACCGCAAAGCCAUUGAAGGGAGAGGGCUGCUGGAUAUUGUGAACAAAAUCAGAGAUGCUCGAUCUGAUGCAGACAUCAACGCGCUGAUCAAAGACGUCUCUCGGACAGCGCUGCAGCAACAGACAGCUGGCACGUCAAACGAUGCCUCGCUAAUGGGCGCUUCAUUCGAUUACCCGCCAGAUCAUCCGGUGCACGCGCCUGCAUCUCGGGGCGAUCCGUGGGAGUGCGAGUUCCCACCGACGAAGAACUACAAAAUCGCGCCAGUCAACGGCGUGUUCAACGUUUUCAUGAAUGACGAGGACCUGGCCAACGGCAAGCCGAUCCCGUAUUCCUACCCGGACCUGGCGACCUUCGUCGGGGACAUGAAUCUGCUGUGCGCGAUGAUCGCCGACGGGCCACUCAAGUCUUUCUGCUACCGAAGACUAAGUUACCUUUCGUCCAAGUAUCAAUUGCACGUGCUGCUGAACGAGCUAAGGGAACUGGCAAGUCAGAAAGCCGUGCCGCAUCGAGACUUUUAUAACAUACGGAAGGUCGAUACUCACAUACACGCAGCAUCGUGCAUGAAUCAGAAACACCUGCUUAGAUUCAUCAAGAAAACGUUAAAGAAUCAUGCCGACGAAGUGGUCACUUGUUCCAAAACCGGGGAGACCAUGACGCUUCGCGAAGUCUUUCAGUCUAUGAAUCUGACGACUUACGAUCUCAGCGUUGACAUGUUGGAUGUGCACGCAGAUCGCAACACGUUCCACAGAUUCGACAAGUUCAAUGCAAAGUACAAUCCGAUUGGUGAGAGUCGUUUACGUGAAGUUUUCUUGAAGACCGACAAUUAUUUGAACGGCACAUAUUUUGCAAGGAUAAUCAAAGAGGUAGCGAGUGAUCUCGAGGAGUCUAAGUAUCAGAAUGCGGAAUUGCGCCUCUCGAUUUACGGCAAAGGUCCGGAGGAGUGGGACAAACUGGCCAAAUGGGCGAUCCAAAGCGACGUCUAUUCAGACAACGUGCGUUGGCUCAUACAAAUCCCUAGAUUAUAUGAUAUCUUCAAGUUGAACAAACUCAUGACGAACUUUCAAGAGAUCCUCAACAACAUCUUUCUGCCGCUCUUUGAAGUCACCAACGAUCCUAAUUCUCACCCGGAGCUGCACAAGUUCCUACAAUAUGUAAUUGGUUUCGAUUCUGUGGACGACGAAAGUAAGCCGGAGAAUCCUCUUUUUGACAAGGACGUCUACCCGCCUGCGGAAUGGGACGACGUGGAGAAUCCGCCAUAUGGAUAUUAUCAGUACUACACUUACGCGAAUAUGACUGUCCUCAAUCAUUUCAGAGCGGAACAAGGCUUUAACACGUUUGUUUUGAGACCUCACUGCGGCGAGGCGGGACCCGUUCAACAUCUCGUGUGCGGCUACAUGAUGGCAGAGAAUAUCUCGCACGGUCUGCUACUCAGAAAAGUCCCCGUGCUCCAGUAUUUGUAUUACCUGGCGCAAAUCGGUAUCGCGAUGUCGCCGCUUAGCAACAAUUCGCUUUUCCUGAACUACCAUCGCAACCCGCUUCCAGAAUACCUUGCCAGAGGACUGUGCAUAAGUUUAUCUACGGACGAUCCUCUUCAAUUUCAUUUUACCAAGGAACCCCUAAUGGAAGAGUACAGUAUCGCUGCGCAAGUGUGGAAACUGAGUUCAUGCGAUAUGUGCGAGCUGGCACGCAACUCCGUUCUCAUGAGUGGCUUUCCGCACAAGAGCAAGCAAUACUGGCUGGGACCUAAUUACACGAAAGAAGGAGUCGCCGGUAAUGACAUCACGCGAACCAACGUGCCAGAUAUACGGGUGGCCUAUCGAUACGAGACUUUGGUCGACGAGUUGUCCAAUAUCUUCAAGGUUGUGGAAAAACCCGAGUCACUUCCAUUCUAACGCCCGAUUAAUGGUGGAAGUUUCUUGGAAUAUAUGAAUUGAUUAUUGUGCGACGCCGUUUAGCGUACAAAUCGGCGAGCUAUAAUUAUCGAUUCGACUUAUUCUUGCGAGCCUCGCGGUUUUUUAUCACGCCGAUCACAGUGGCGUUUUUGGAAUAUCAUUGAAAAUCUUUUCUACUAGAUUGACAUGAAAGAAAACUGUCGUCUUUUUUUUCACACGCGAUAAAACGAUGGUUUGGAUAAAACUAUAGGUAGUUUGAAAAGAGUAUAAUCUCAGGUAAUACGUGCCGCAUAUAAACUAUGAAUGUAAUUUAGGAUUAUGUAAAUUUUUAUCUACGUAAUAUUUUGCUUUGUUGAUCAAUUCUGUACUCGAUCGAUAUUAUUUUAUACUCAUAGUGAUACAAAUAAAUCUUUGCCUCGAUGAAUCGUCAUCGCCCUAGCAAAAUUUGCAUUUCUUUGUAGAGGCUUUCCGAUCGCAAGAAUAAAUCGAAUAGAAAAAAAUUACAUGUAUAUAUUUAUAUAUACACAUUGACCAAUUUAAUAGUAGUUGUUAGUCCUUUCUUCUAUUGUUGCGAUGUUAAUAACACACACGUACACACACUAGAGCGUAUAUAUUGUAAUACGAAUUAGAAUAGAAUCGAGCAUUACGUUAUCGAUACGUAUCUUAAUGCUAAGCGCCUCGUGAUGGAAUAAAUCCGUUUUUCAUAUCUCGGCUGUGCUCGGCGAGAGUAGUACUCUUUCUUGGAUUUUAGCUUUACUUUCUUACAUUUUUGUACAUUUAUAUCGACAAAAUCAUGUAUGACGUUUGUUUUUAUGAGCAUUCAGAUAACCGGCUCGUAUGCGAACAAUUAACUCGUGCCAUUGCACAUAAUAUAAUAUCUUCCCUUCCGCAAAAUAGAUAGUGUAAAUAGAAAUUUAGUUUAAUUAGGGGUCAAGAGAAUCUUUAUGAAUUGUACGUGCAUGACAAGGUAAAAACUCGGCAGGACAAAUUUGCUGUCUUUCUACAUCUCGACAUCGACGAUCAUUAGCUUUGUCGCUGUACUUUGCGUAUGUCACUUUCCGAAGAGAGAACUUUCCGAACAACGAGCCUAAUCGAGCGAUAUAUAUGAUAAUCUGUAACACGUAAAAAAGUAAAUGCGCUGAUAUCGAAUUUAAAUUGACUUGUUACUAGAUAGAAAGAAAAUAUAUUUAUUGUAAAAGAUAUAUCCUACGAAGCAGAGAAAUAUACUUGCAAACGUUAAAACU
Ooceraea biroi (clonal raider ant) is the source of this 4592-nucleotide messenger RNA. It is a transcript of the gene AMPdeam, whose product is annotated as AMP deaminase. NCBI's taxonomy places the organism in Eukaryota, Metazoa, Arthropoda, Insecta, Hymenoptera, Formicidae. The record is from RefSeq and is a predicted model, not a curated record. Gene Ontology annotation, cellular component: cytosol. Gene Ontology annotation, molecular function: AMP deaminase activity. Gene Ontology annotation, biological process: AMP metabolic process; IMP salvage.